This is a messenger RNA of Exophiala xenobiotica, 3994 nucleotides long. RefSeq lists its product as uncharacterized. Gene Ontology annotation, molecular function: DNA binding; ATP binding; DNA ligase (ATP) activity. Gene Ontology annotation, cellular component: DNA ligase IV complex. NCBI's taxonomy places the organism in Eukaryota, Fungi, Ascomycota, Eurotiomycetes, Chaetothyriales, Herpotrichiellaceae. The record is from RefSeq and is a predicted model, not a curated record. The transcript has a single exon. Gene Ontology annotation, biological process: DNA recombination; DNA biosynthetic process; nucleotide-excision repair, DNA gap filling. The coding region runs from base 242 to 3328 and encodes 1028 amino acids.
GUACGGUAGGCUGGACUGACCUUCUAAGUGGCAGUGUCCAGCUUCACUUCAAAGCCGCGACAUUUCUCCGCCUUACAUUUCGUAAAUCUUCACUUACGGUACACAAUACCAAUGGCGACUAUCCUUAAGUGCGUGGCAAACUACUAGCCCAUCCGUGAAUUGACUUCCUCUACCUUUGCACGUUGCGUCUGAGCCUGUUGAUGCAUGACUACCAGGAUCCUGCCACCUUUGAGAAGCCAAUAUGUCAGAUGACGAGGAUAUGGAUGUCGAUUCCGGCAACAAGGGUCAAACUGAUCAAGCCGAAGUUGAACGCCAACUCGACGAGGAAUAUCCCAACAGACCUCACAACAAACACAGAGCCCUGCCGUUCCACACGCUGAUCAGGGAUUUAUUUGAGCCUCUUAUCGAGAACAGAAGCAAAAAGGCAGGCCCCGCCGCUGUCAAUAGGAGGAAAGUCGGCCCCAAUGCUGGCCUAAGCACCUCACCUUCCGAGCGGCGACGCGCCAUCAUUGAACGGUAUAUCUCGCGUUGGAGAAGGGAUGUCGGACCGGAUUUCUUUCCUGCCUUUCGCCUCAUUAUUCCUGACAAGGACCGCGAACGAGGAGUGUAUGGACUGAAGGAAAAGAUUCUUGGUAAACUAUUGGUCAAGAUCUUGAAGAUCGAUAAGAAUUCCGAUGAUGGCUACAAUCUUAUGAAUUGGAGGAUCCCUGGCGGAAGCAAUGCUCCUCGUUCAUCUGGGGAUUUUGCUCUGCGUUGCUACGAAGUGAUCUCGAAACGACAAAUGAGGACAGAAUAUGGGGAUAUGGACAUUGACGAGGUGAACGAACUGCUGGACAAACUGUCAGCCGCUCCGAGAGAAGAGACGCAACUACCCAUCUUGACCGAAUUUUAUAAACGCAUGAAUGCAGACGAACUUACAUGGCUGAUUCGUAUCAUUCUGCGGUCGAUGAAAGUGGGCGCGACCGAGAAGACCUUCUUCCACAUCUGGCAUCCAGACGCGGAAAAUCUUUUCAACAUCUCCAGCAAUCUUCGAAGGGUAUGUUGGGAGCUUUGGGAUCCGGAAAAGCGUCUCGAUAGUGAGGAAACGGGAGUCUCCCUGAUGCAAUGUUUUCAACCACAACUCGCUCAAUACACCCAGGAUUCCCUCAAGCGGAUCGUUCAGAAAGUACAACCCUCGCCUGAAGAGCAGGAGUUCUGGAUCGAAGAAAAGCUCGAUGGCGAACGCAUGCAAUUGCACAUGGUGGAAGACAAUAGCCUUUUUGGAGGGAAACGUUUUCAAUUUUGGUCUCGCAAAGGGAAAGACUACACAUACCUCUACGGCAACGGGCUCCACGAUGAAAAGGGAGCUCUAACCCAGUUCCUCAAGAACUGCUUCCACGAAGGCGUGAACAAUAUCAUCCUUGACGGGGAAAUGAUCACUUGGGAUCCGAAAGAAGGAGCCCCGGUGGCUUUUGGCACAUUAAAGAGCGCCGCUAUAGCUGAGCAACGAAACCCGUUCGCAGGAGGGCAAAGACCGCUGUUUCGUGUCUUCGAUAUUCUGCUCCUGAAUGACAAACUUCUGACACGGUAUACGCUCGCAGAGCGUCGAAAAGCCCUGGAAGCUAGCAUUCAACCGGAACCGGGUCGUCUUGAAAUCCAUCCAUACAAAGUUGCCACGGGAGUAGAGGAGGUCGAGAGAGCCCUUCGUGAAGUCAUCGCCGAAGCAUCUGAAGGAUUAGUGCUGAAGAAUCCUCGCGGAGCUUACAAACUGGACGACCGUAACGGUGACUGGCAGAAGGUCAAACCAGAGUACAUGACUGAUUAUGGCGAGUCACUCGACUGCCUCAUCAUCGGAGGAUUCUAUGGUUCUGGCCGGCGAGGUGGGAAUCUGUCCAGCUUUCUUUGUGGCCUGCGCCUCUCUGGACCAGCGCAGAGUCAGCAUCAAAGUCAGGAUCAGUCUCAAGCGCAAUCCCAAUCGCAGGCUUCUGAGGCCUUCCAGAAGUUUGUUUCUUUCUUCAAGGUCGGCGGUGGCAUGACAGCCAACGAUUAUGCCACCAUUCGCCAUGAAACAGAUGGAAAAUGGCACAAAUGGGAUGCGAGACGGCCACCAACAAAAUAUAUCGAAUUGGGAGGUGGACCACAAGGCCAGCGCGAAAAGCCCGAUAUGUGGAUCAAGCCUGAGGAUUCCCUCGUGGUCCAAAUUAAAGCUGCACAGGUGGUGCCGAGCGAAGACUAUGGUUGUGGUAUGACAUUGAGAUUCCCGCGGUUCCAGAAACUCCGUCGGGACAAGAAUUGGCAGUCAGCGUUGUCGCUGGACGAGUUUCAAGAUCUCAGAAAGACCAUCGAGGACAGCCUCAAGAGGAAAGCGCUGGAAAUCGAUGAACAGAAGAAGCAGAAGCGAAGAGCAACGACACGCAAGAAAGUCGUCACCGUUGCAGGCUACAAUGCCAAAGAUGUCAACAAUGUGUCACUCCCCGCUGGACCUCAGGGCAAUGUUUUUGAAGGCCUCACGUUCUACAUUAUGACGGAGGCCGUCUUACCAAGUCAGAAGAAAUCAAAACUGGAGCUCGAAGCGCUGGUGAAGGCGAACGGCGGCAAAAUCGUCCAAACCCACAAUGUUGUCAAAGACACGAUCUGCGUGGCAGGAAGGCGGACUGUGAAGGUAGCCAGUCUCGAGAAGACGGGAGAGAAAGAGAUCAUUAAGCCAACCUGGAUCUUUGAUUGUAUCGAUCAGGCGCGCCACGACUUUGCAGUCGGCUAUGCGGAAACGGUCCUGCCAGUCGAGCCAGAGCGUCAUUUGUUCUUUGCCCCAGAGGGGAUGAAGGACCGCUGGAUUGAGAACUUGGAUGUCUAUGGAGACAGUUAUGCUCGGGACACCACUGUGGACGAGUUGAGGGAGAUCAUGGAAAAGAUGGGCGUUAUUGUUUCCGACGAUGUGGAGGCAGUGAACAUAGUCCCAGAGCUGUUCCCCGAGUACCUCGACAUGAGAGGGUUUAUCUUCGUCGGCCUCGUAAUGCUAUUCGACAAUCCGGCAGAGCCGAAGCAGAAGGGAUCGUCAGCAUCAACCACGGAAAGCUCUAUCGACAGCACGGGCACAACAGCGCGCAAUUUCGCACUAUUCGGCGGAGCGCGCGUCUUGCCAAACAGUGGUCUGGAUUCUCUUCCUGACAACGAGAAAGUCAAGAUCACGCAUAUCAUUGCCCACUCAGAUUCCGACUUACAAUCACUCAGACGAGAUGUCUCCCGGUGGAGUAGUCGACGUAUACCUCGAAUAAUGAGUCCAGAAUGGAUUCGAAUGUGUUGGAAGGAAGGCACAAAGGUGGAUGAAGAAGCUUAUGUGGCUAGGUGAGGUGCUGCCCUCCGGUGGGUGACUCAACCUUUAUACUCUGGGUUGGGACGCCCCUGCGCAUCACCCUCACCUAGGAAGCCAAAUGAAAGCACGAAUUUAUCCGAUACUGGCCGCCUGUGGCUACCCGCAUACAAUCUCGUUGAUAAACACUGACUGGCGAUGACAAUUCGGUUUGCUCGGUUGCUGGUACGCGGCUCUGGCUCAAGCCAUCAUGAUAACCGUCAAUAUCCCACAAUGAACACUCUGAUUUCGACAAACAGGCGGAUCUUGACAAACUUCGAUCUACAAGUCUAUUCCGCCGAUAUUGGAAGCGGACGUUUAUUCUUGGUGGCACUACCAAGUGCAUACAGAAUUGUUCUGGAGGCCAGUCAAAGGAUACUCUAAGCAGUCCUGCCCUAAGCACCUUUUGCUUUACGGUCUUCCACAGCCUAAUGAUAAAUGAGACUGUCCAUACAGUCUUGUGUUGCCACACAGACAAAGCCAAAAGAACGGAUUGGGUGAGACUAUCACGUUCCCUACGACUUGCUGCUGCCAUGAUUUGUUCCGUUGCGUCUAUCGUCGGCUUCUGCAGCCUCCAUUUGGCAUUCACCAGGCUUAUAUAUGAUAUAUCACCUCCCAUGCAUACCGCGCGUUUCCUUAGUGUCUUGUCCGUUUGAGAUCGUCAAG